Messenger RNA from Necator americanus (New World hookworm), 1224 nucleotides. RefSeq lists its product as uncharacterized. The record is from RefSeq and is a predicted model, not a curated record. The transcript has 8 exons. Gene Ontology annotation, molecular function: protein binding. Lineage: Eukaryota; Metazoa; Nematoda; Chromadorea; Rhabditida; Ancylostomatidae. Bases 1 to 1224 code for a protein of 407 amino acids.
AUGGACCGGUUUGCAUUCGCCAGUGAUGUGUGUACUAAAAUGCGUGCAUUUACUGGUACUCUUUCGGGUGUCAUGAGGUCACCAGUAGUCAUCACUAACCACUCGCCACACAUACACCUGACAAUGUCAGAGGAGCAGAAGAUUGUGCAGGAAAUCGUCGAGGAGCAAGCUCCUGCGCUACCAAGCAGCGAGCCACCCACAGAGGAUGUGGGCAAACCUCCUGAAUCCGAGGUCACCGAGGAACCAAAGGCGGAAGAAAAGCCGACUGAUGAAGCUGCAAAAGAGGAGAAACCGGCUUCGCGUAUCUUUAAACGACCUACUCUGAAAUGGGGAAAGAAACGUGAUGAGCCGGCAGCUCCAAAAGAGCCAGAACAAGCAAAAGAUAUCCGCGAGGAUGCUCUUGGAUGGAUUGCGCAACAGAUUCCCCCAGCUGUACACAAGGUGAAUUUCUACGUUCUGGAUUGGGCACAAAAACUCGCCUACGAUGAGUCCGAAAGGCCUGCGUUGCCAGGAAAAGACUGCUCGAUGACCCGCAAUCAGUUCCUGUCACACUUGCGCGACGGGAAACUGCUUGCUGCUUUAGCCAACAAACUCCAGCCUGGUGCAGUCGAUAUCGAACCUGAAGUAGCCGUGAAGGAACCUGCAGCCUUGACAGAGUCUGUUCCAGCAGCAGAAGGAGAGAAACCCACGGAAACUCCGGCGGAACCAGAAGCAUCCAAAGAUGAAGAGGGGAAGGGUGAACCCGCAGUUGAGCCUGCUAAGCCUGAAGAAAAGCCUGCUCCUACUGAAAAGACCCCAAAAGAAAAGCAGGCCGAACUUGUUGGCAAGUUCGCUUCAUGGGCGAAAGAAAGUCUUGGACUCGAUGAAGGAAAGGCUAUGACUGCUGCCGACCUUUUGGAAAAGGGCAAAGCAGGCUACCCAGCCGUUUUCGAGACGCUCUGGCAACUCGCCCUCAAGGCACAAGAGAAGUUCCAACAAGAGGGCAUUGACGUUGAUGCUGUUCUGGCUGCUGCAAGUCAAGUUGUGCGCACAAACAUCAUUCAAAGUUUUUUGAACUUCUUCAGGCGUCGUCCGGCUCCCGCCACUGAAAAGAAGGACGAACCUGUACAGCCUCCAGCUGGUGGUGGAGAUGCAGCGCCAAAUGCACCAGAAGGCGAGCAAGUGGUGGAGGAGGAAUGCAAAAAAGUUGAUGCUUUGACGUCGCCAGCUGUUGCAGCUAACUAG